Molecule: messenger RNA, 228 nt
Organism: Aspergillus pseudonomiae
Lineage: Eukaryota; Fungi; Ascomycota; Eurotiomycetes; Eurotiales; Aspergillaceae
Product: ATPase, V0 complex, subunit E1/e2
Exons: 4
Coding region: 1-228 (75 amino acids)
Biological process (GO): vacuolar acidification; proton transmembrane transport
Cellular component (GO): vacuolar proton-transporting V-type ATPase, V0 domain
Molecular function (GO): proton-transporting ATPase activity, rotational mechanism
Source: RefSeq, a predicted model, not a curated record
AUGGCGAACGGGUGGAGUCUAAUCAUCGGCCUGAUCGUCAUCGCCGUCGCGUCCGUUGUCGCUUGGCUGUUCAGUCCUAAGGGCGAGAACCAGACGCUCUGGCGGAGUACGCUUAUCCUCUCGUUUGUGUCUUGUUAUUUGAUGUGGGCGAUUACGUUCCUGGCGCAGUGGCAUCCGCUUAUUUCGCCGAAGAGGGCGGAUAUUAGACCUGAUCGGGUGCCGCAGUGA